AUGGCUAUUGAUCCGUUGAAGCCGAUCCUUCUCGCCGCCGAAGGAGCCGACCUCAAAUUUUCGGUGCUUCCAUAUGGUCUCACGUUCCAUAGCAUCUCGACCGAAGACGGUGAAGACUUUAUUGGUGGACCCGAAGAUCCAAAAGAUCACCAAGCACGCGGACGAAAGUUCCUCAACCCGAUCAUUGGACGCUACGCCAACCGUCUGCCCGCGGGAAAGAAACUCAAAUACAAGUAUGCCAACGGAAAGAGCACUCAGAUUGAAUUGCCAGAGUUCAGUGCACCCGGUGUAGUACUUCACGGCGGUCCUGAAAGCGACAAGGAGAACAAGGUGGACAGCAUCGUCCAACAUGGUCCCUUUGACAAAUGCUACUGGCAACCGUUGGAUACCCAGGACAGCAAGUUUUUUGCCGACUCUGGCUUCACCUCGACCAACAGGCCAAGUGGUAAGGAGAGCAGCUUGAUCUUCGCGAUCGAAUCGCCGGAUGGUGAUUCUGGCUUUCCUGGACAAGUUCGUGUCGAGACACUGUUGGCCGUGAUCCCAAGCUCGGCGACAGAUUCGGAACUUGGCAAGUCGGCGGGCAAGCUGCUCGUCCGAUACAGAGCAGCUCUUGCAUCAGAUGGAGCGGUGGAAGCUACGCCAUUCAACAUGACGCACCACUGGGGUUUCAAUCUGUCUGCUUCUAACCAGAAAUCGAACGAAGCCGAGAAGGGCACUGUCUUCGAACACGUCUUCCAGCUCUACCCACCUGCUGGUAAGUCGAUCUCACAUCUCGAACUCGAUGCUUCACAGAUCGCUACGGGAGAGCUCAAGCCCACCUGUGGACCCUCCGAGUCUUUCUCCACUGUCGGCCAACACCACUGGGACCAGCAAGGUGGCAAGCGUAUCGGCCAAGGCAUGCCUUCCACCGGCUACGACGACUUCUAUGUCUGGGGUCCUUCUGCCAUUCCUCAGUCGGACGAUAUAGACAAGAUCGCUACAUCCGAGACGAAGCGUGUUCGUCUCACUUCCGAGUCGGCUGGUCGCUCGAUCACAUUUCACUCGAAUCAAGCUGGUGUCCAACUCUGGUCGGCCGGUGCCAUGCCUGAACAUCCUGCUGACCCAGCGCAGUCGGGCGGAUUGAUGAAAGAGGCACACCGCAAGGGCUGUCAACCGGCGAGCGGCAACUUCACGGGUGCUUUUGCCGCCAUCGAAUUCGGCGGUCCUCACUGUGGCUUUCUCGAGCCCAACUUACUCGAGCUCGGUGGACGGGAGGAGAUUCUGGAGAAAGGUCGGAUAUACGACCACUGGGUUGUUGCCGAAGCUUGGCGCAGGUAG
Messenger RNA from Mycosarcoma maydis (corn smut), 1317 nucleotides. RefSeq lists its product as uncharacterized. The record is from RefSeq and is a predicted model, not a curated record. The transcript has a single exon. NCBI's taxonomy places the organism in Eukaryota, Fungi, Basidiomycota, Ustilaginomycetes, Ustilaginales. Bases 1 to 1317 code for a protein of 438 amino acids. Gene Ontology annotation, biological process: glucose metabolic process; beta-D-galactose catabolic process via UDP-galactose, Leloir pathway. Gene Ontology annotation, molecular function: aldose 1-epimerase activity; carbohydrate binding.